Chilo suppressalis (striped riceborer) is the source of this 3216-nucleotide messenger RNA. The record is from the annotation of a GenBank genome assembly. NCBI's taxonomy places the organism in Eukaryota, Metazoa, Arthropoda, Insecta, Lepidoptera, Crambidae.
CUACUCGACAGUCGACAGCCAGUCAAUGUUUUGAAACUUUCACUCGCACGUUUUUACUUCCUAAUUUAUUAGUAUCGACCGAUUAAAUUGGAAAAAAUAUGGAGGGCUCGUACGAUGAAAUUGUCUCCGAAAAUCCAUUCUUUGUGGAGUUUAAAAAUGAAUACACAAAUUUAUUUCAACAUUGCAUCGCGCAGUCAUGGAUAAUAUGUGUGCCUCGAAUCGGAAGUUUAACGUCAAGAGUUUUUGCAAUUGAAGAUUUCUGUGCUCAUAUACUCGUUCCUAGUGACGAAUUGCCGGAAUCGCACUACAGCACACUUACAGAAAAACAGGUGACAGUGGCUAAUAAAGUGAUUACACUUGAAGUUACGAAGGGCUUACCUUUACAAAGCCACAUCCUUUUUGAAGAGACAUUUUAUACAGAAGACUUCAUCAAAUAUAAGGUAUGGUGCAUAGAAUCUCCACUCGAACCCACCACAAAGACAGGAGAUAAUUUGACUACAAAAGAAUAUCUUGCAUCAAUAAAUGAUUGCAUUGACUUAUUAUGGACACAAGCAGCAGGCAGGCAAGUACUUGACCAAAUAGAACAAAGUGUGCAAUUGUUUUUAAAGAAACAACCUUUACCAAUUGCUAUUGGACCUCUCAGAGAUUCUAUAAGUGAGUUGUACACGCAGUGCCUCCAAUAUGCAUUACAAAAUAGAAGAUUAAGAGAAAAAUCAAAAUCAUGCAAAAUGACACUUGAGAAUAUUAAAAUUGCUGUAGAAUGUUACAUGCAGCAGCUAUUAUUUGGAAGCAUAUUCAAACAUAUUUGUACUUUCGGUGCUUAUGAGGACUCUCAUCUUAAUAAGAAGAUAAGAAACAUGAAUGACAUUCAACUUAAAGAUUUAGAUAUCAAGAAAGAACUUUUCCACUCUGUGCCAAAAGCUAAACAAAUACUGUCCAAAAUUGACACAUUUAAUACAGUUUUAGAAAAAGUUUUAUGUUUAAAACAAGCACUAAAUGCAAUAAAUGAGAUUGACAGUAGCAACAACAUUGUUCUGUUAACAGCAGAUGAUCUGUUACCUGUUUUUGUUUUUCUUGUAAUUAAGUCAGGAUUACCAAAUUGGUACAGCCAGCUCACUUACAUGAAAGAGUUCCGUUUCAGUGGAGUAGGCAGGGGUGAUGGUGAUGAGAGCACUUUUCUCAUCACUACUUUAGAAGCUGUUAUAGAGCAUAUACAGUCAGGAGCUCUAUCAGGUCCUCCAAAUCCUGAAUCUUAUUAUUAUGAAAGUAAUCUAGCUGAAGAAAAUGUUAAUGGUAGACAAAGAAAGAAUAGUUUAACUGAAUCAAUAUCAACAUCUGAUACAAACCCUAGAGAUGAAACUUUAGAACAUGUAUUUGAAUUGAUAAAAGCUAAUCAUUCUGAACAAGUUCAAGCAAUACUGUUGAGGAACAAAAGGAAUCUAGAGAGUAUUAAAGAAAAUGUGAAUGAUAUUUUGAAAGUAUCAUUAGAUAAAGAGUUUGAUGAUAUAGAUGAUGAUAGUGAAAGUGAAUCAGAGUUAUAUGAAAAAUUGUGUCACCCACUAUGUAACUGCAAAAGAUGUUGCAGUAAAAUCUCCAAAAAUCUGUUAAAAACCUCACCGACUGUGGCUUCUAGGGAUGGUCAUGGUCUUACACCCUUACAUGUUGCUAGUAUCCAUGGGAAAGCAACCAUAGUGGAAUUAUUAAUUGAAAUGGAUGCAGAGAUAGAUGCCACAGACCUCAAUGAAUGCACACCAUUACACUAUGCAGCUACCAGAGGACACCAGAAUGCAUUGUUAUUAUUAUUACAUUCUGGAGCUAAUAUAAACCAAACAAACAUUGAUAAGAAUACCCCACUGCAUUUGUGUGUCAAUAACGGCCAUUUAAAUUGUGUCAAGGCUCUUAUCUAUUUUGCAGAACAUUGUAGGAUAAAGCUCAUGAUAAAUUCUACCAACGAAAAUGGUAACACUCCUCUACAUUUAGCUUCUAAAUGGGGCUAUGAGGGUAUUGCUAGACUACUUAUAGAGAAUGGAGCAGAGCCGUCUCUACAAAAUCGUCAUAAUAAAACUUCAUUUGACUAUGCUCAUAAUUUAAAAAUUUUACAAGUACUUAAGUCUGUGACUCCAAAUUUAUAUGAAUACAUACAUAUCACAAGUACUGAUGUCAAAACUUUAAAGUUCUCUGACAACUCCCUAAACUUGAAACAGCUAAAGUCAAAGUUCAAAAUUCAUGAAAAUAACACAAGCAAAACAGUUGAGAAUUUAAAAACAAUUGAGAGAAUAUUGAAAGCUAUUUCCUUUGGUGAUGUCAAGCUGGCUUGCUUUUAUAUGAAUAUUGACUACUUAUCCUAUAAAGAUAAUAAAUCAAACAAAGCACUAUGUCACCCUUUAUGUGAAUGUCAGUCAUGUAAGAAAACUAAAGGGACACAAACCGAUUAUGAUGUUAAUUACCCAGAUUCCAAUGGUUUAACAGCGUUACAUUGUGCAGCGAGGUAUGGCUUAGAUGAGUUAAGCAACAUCCUGAUACUGAAUAAUGCAAAUGUCAAUUGUCAGAAUAAGAGGGGUCAAACACCACUACACUUAGCAGCCUUAAAUAAUAAACCUGUAGUAAUAAAUCUUCUUUUAAACAAUGGAGCCAACAUAAAUGCAAUAGACCAUUCAGGGAAUACACCCUUACAUGACGCAUCCGAAAUGGGUAAUAUUGGAGCUGCUAAGGUAUUAUUAAAUUACAACCCUGAUAUUACAAUGUUUAAUGGAUCUGAGAAAACUGCUCUCAGUGUAGCCAAAGAAAAAGUUCAUUUAACUAUCAUUGAUUUGAUAGAGAAACAUGCCAGUAAAUUAUGAGGACUGAUAUAUUAAUAAUACCUUUUAUCACAAAGUUGUUUGGGGUAUUUUAUAAGUUAUAUUUAUCUGUAUGUGUAUAUUGGAUAACAUUAUUGGUUUAGUAUUUUUAAGUAUACUUCUAAAAUAACAUUCCAUAACUAUUAUUCCAUUAAAUUACUUCAAUGCUGAACUACAUAAAGUAAUUAUGGUUAUUCCAAGCUAGAUACUAUCAAACUAAACAUGUUUAAAGGAAAAUAUUGGUGAAACAUGUAUAUUUAUAACUUAUUUUUAUACCAAAACUUACUUACGCCUUUGUGCCAUAAAAAGACUAAUACACCCUAUAAUGUAAGAAUAAGACUGAUAAUUAUUUAAUUAGACUCCAAUAAUAAUAGAUUGU